AUGGAGGAAGAGCAAAACAUUGAUGAAGCACAGCUGGAUGUUUUAGACAUGCUGAUGAGACCCCCUCUUCCUGGGACCAUGCAAGAGGCCAUGGCCUACUGGGAGUACUUGGACUGCCAGACUGUGUCCUGUGAUGCCUGGCUGUGGAGGAGGAACCUGGGCAAACCAGGCCAAACCUUGAAGAAAGGCAAAGCUCUGAAAAAGGGCAUGGUCCUGAUGAAACCAGUCAAGAAAAAAGGUGCAGGAAACCCACAGCCCAAGCUGAGAAAAAGUUUCCCUGAAGUUGACCAGGAUGCUUUAGAUGAUGCCCUUGACAGCCACAUCAGGCAGAUUGGUGUGCAAGAAGCAUUGAACCUGCUGGACUACAGGCAUCUCCAGCCACAGCAGGCUGAGAUCCCCAGAGCCAUGUUCAAAUUGCACCCUCUCCUCAAAGCAUUGGUGCAAGUCAGCCCCAGUGCAGAAAUCAGGUACAGGAAUCUGAAACACAGUCUGACUGUGGCUGUCCACAAGUUUGGGGCUGAACUCUUGAACAAGUACUGGGAGGUGGAAGCAGCUUUGCUACCUGGGAGGGCUGCUGACAGCAUACUUGUCCUCCUUAAACACUGGAGGAGGGUGACAGCCAGUCCAGCAGGUUGGGAAAGGUUUGGCACCAAACUUGACACAGCACAGUUCCAAGUGCUCACUGGUCUAUACAAAAAAACUGGUAAAAAGGUUGGUGGGUCACCAGGCAAGAGGAAGCUGAAGAAAGAGGUGUCAGAUGUUACAAUGGCAUCUGAUGGCUUCCCUGCAAUGUUGGCCACUUCUUCUGCAUCAGAGGCAGAGGAUGGUUCUGAUGGUGAAGCUUCUGAAGCUUCUGAAGCUUCUGAAGCUUCUGCUGCACCCAGCAACUCUUUGCUUGGGUCUCCACCUCCUGUGACCAAAGCUAUGUGGAGGGAAAAGGCUGGCAAGCCUGUGAAGAAAAGGCCUGCUGGGAAAGGAAGUAAAGAGAAGGACGGUGCCAAGAAAAAACCAGCAGUAGGAAAAAAACCAGCAGCAGAAGUGAAAAAGAAGCCAGGUGACACAGGCUUGGGGCCAGAUACCCCAAUUGCCCAGGAGACCCUGAGCAUAGGUGGUGGCAAGAACCAGUCCUACAUACAACACAUGCCUUUUGGCCCAAACACUGUCAAGAAGCUUGUGGUCAGUGUGUCUUUGGCCCAAGCUGCCAAGCUCAAGGUUUCCCAUAAGCAGCUGGUGGAGGAGCUCUUGCCUGCUUGCAAGCAGGCUGGUGCCACCAAGGUGGCUAUGGGUAUGGUACCAGCCAAGCAGCUGCAUCCCAGCCUCCAAGCCCCAAAGGACCACCCAGGGAUCAGAGGAGUGGCCUUGGGAAAGGGCAAGCAAAAGGCCUUGGGAAAGGGCAUGCAAAAGGCCUUGAAAAAGGGCAAACAAAAGGCAGACCUGAGCCUGGAAGAAAAGAUGGAAACCUUCCAAAAAAAAACCAAUGGAAAUGUUCAGACUUUCCUUGACAGCCUCACCCCUGGCCAGAGAGAAGCCCUUUGGGGUCGCUUUAGCAGGGCAAGGGAUGCCUUGAAGGAUCCCAAAGCCACAGAGCUGUGGAACACCCACUGUAAGGGGAAGGGAAGUGAAGAGAAAAAAAAACAGUUGCUGGCUGUGUUUUUGAAGAACAGGGGUGAUCUGAAGAAGGCUGGCAUCUACCACAAAGAGUUGGUUGCCUUGACCGAAGUUUCAGGCAGCUUGGCUGGCAGAACCCAAAUUUCAAUGGGUGUUCUGAGUGCCAUCACUCCUGACCAACAAGAGUGGCAGUUCUGCCUGGAGACAGCAAUUGUCUACAGUGACAAGCAGUCCAAGCAUGAGAUGAACUUGGAGGCUGCCACCAAACUGGAAGCCAUCCAAUGGAUGGAAGCCAGAAAGGCUGGCACCAUGUUGAGCCCUGAGGAAGGGCUGGCAGCAAAUGCCUUGAAUGAUGUCCUCCCCACCAGUGCCAAAAAAAAGGCUAAAGAGCUUGCAGCUAUCAAAGACAAAGAGUCAGAUGAAGAAGGUGAUGCAGAAGAUGAGGAAGAAGAUAGCAAACAAAAGCUCAAUGCAGCUGCAAAGGAAGCUGACCUCCUGUCAGACAUGGGGGGGAGCAAAAGCAAAGAGCUCACAGCCAAGAGAAUCUUGAAGAUGCUCAAGCUGGUCAAGCAAAUCAAUGCUGGCCUUGCAAAGGGCAGCUCAGGGAGCAAGGCAGCAAAGCACCAGAAGGAACUGCAGAGUUGCCAAGUUGAGUUGCAAAAACUUAGCAAGCAGGGGCAGAAGGUCAAGCUGGAAGUUGCCAAGGACACUCUCUGUGAAGCAGCACUGGCUGUAAAGAGAGCAGAAAAGGCUGUGGAAAAGAAAUGA
Messenger RNA from Cladocopium goreaui, 2376 nucleotides. The record is from the annotation of a GenBank genome assembly. NCBI's taxonomy places the organism in Eukaryota, Dinophyceae, Suessiales, Symbiodiniaceae.